Molecule: messenger RNA, 3418 nt
Organism: Thrips palmi
Lineage: Eukaryota; Metazoa; Arthropoda; Insecta; Thysanoptera; Thripidae
Gene: Edem1
Product: ER degradation-enhancing alpha-mannosidase-like protein 2
Exons: 10
Coding region: 115-2643 (842 amino acids)
Biological process (GO): endoplasmic reticulum mannose trimming; carbohydrate metabolic process; mannose trimming involved in glycoprotein ERAD pathway
Cellular component (GO): endoplasmic reticulum; membrane
Molecular function (GO): calcium ion binding; mannosyl-oligosaccharide 1,2-alpha-mannosidase activity
Source: RefSeq, a predicted model, not a curated record
CACGGCCCACCGCAUUAUCUAGAAGGCAGUGCGCCAGUCUGCUAGUUGCUUGCGAGUAUGUUUUGCUCUACUAUUUAUGUUUCCUGCGGAUUUAGAUGAUAGCUACAUGGAAAGAUGAUGGUUCACGGUCAAAAUAUAAGAAUCACACUUUUAGUUGCCGUUAUUUUACCAUGUCUUGCCGUCGCAACCAUCCGUAAAUACACCAUUGAUGAUGUGUUCAAGUUUCGGGAAGAAGUGAGGGACAUGUUCCAACAUGCAUAUGACAGCUAUUUGCAUCACGCUUAUCCGUACGAUGAAUUGCGACCACUCAGCUGUGAUGGUGUUGACACUUGGGGAAGUUACUCCCUUACAUUGAUAGAUGCUUUGGACACACUAGCUGUCAUUGGUAACUUCUCAGAAUUCCGACGUGUUGUGAAGAUUCUUACCAAAAAGCAAAAUUUUGAUGCCAACAUAAAUGUUUCAGUAUUUGAAACAAAUAUACGAAUUGUUGGAGGAUUACUCAGUGCACAUCUUCUCUCCCACAGAGCUGGUGUUGAGCUGGAACCUGGUUGGCCUUGCAAUGGUCCUUUGCUUCGUCUCGCUGAAGAUGUUGGAAAAAGACUUCUUCCAGCCUUUGAUACACCAACUGGCAUGCCCUAUGGCACUGUGAACCUCCGACAUGGAGUGCCUCCAGGAGAAACAACAAUCACCUGCACAGCAGGCAUUGGCACAUUUAUCCUAGAAUUUGGUACUCUAUCCCGUUUAACUGGAGACCCAGUCUAUGAGGAGGUGGCAAUGAACGCUCUCCACGCUCUGCGCCAUUAUCGCUCAUCAAUAGGUCUAGUCGGGAACCACAUCGACGUUGCUACUGGAAAGUGGACAGCCCUUGAUUCAGGGAUUGGUGCUGGCGUUGACUCUUACUACGAGUACCUCGCCAAAGGAGCGGUGCUUCUUCAGCAACCAUCACUCAUGAAGAUGUUUGAAGAAAGCCGAGCAGCGAUCGAUCGCCAUCUCAAGAAAGAUGACUGGCAUCUUUGGGUGACGAUGACAAAGGGCCAAGUCACCCUUCCAGUUUUUCAGUCUUUAGAUGCAUAUUGGCCAGGAGUCCUCAGUAUUGUUGGUGAUAUAUCAUCUGGAAUGAAGUCCCUGCAUAACUACCAUCAAGUUUGGAAACAGUUUGGUUUCACACCAGAAUUUUAUAAUAUUCCUCAGGCUGAAGUCGGAACUAAUCGUGAGGGCUAUCCAUUAAGGCCUGAACUUGCGGAAUCUGUCAUGUACUUAUCUAGAGCAACGGGAGAUCCUUUCUUGCUGGAGGUUGGUGUUGACAUUCUACGAAGCAUCCAGCAUAGUGCUCGCACUCCUUGUGGCUAUGCAACUAUUAAAGACACCAGAGAUCAUCGGCAAGAUAAUAGAAUGGAAUCAUUUUUCUUGGCAGAGACCACCAAGUAUUUGUAUUUGUUAUUUGACCCUGAUAAUUUUAUUCACAAUCGAGGUCAGCAUGGCUCGAUAGUGAAAACACAUUGGGGAGAGUGUAUUAUGGAGGCUGGUGGAUAUGUGUUCAACACAGAAGCACAUCCAUUUGAUGCUGGUGCUUUACAUUGCUGUAGUAAGACGAAAGACCACCCUUUCAUUCUUGACCUCGAUUCAUUCCGAGGUGAAACUUUACAUACUCAUCAAAAGCGAGAGGACAUGAAAAGACGUGUUGAUAAGCUGAGGCGUGAAAAAGAGGCACUGGAGCAGAAACUCAAAUUACUGACGGAGAAAAAAGAAGCCAUUGUUCAACUAAGCAAAUCACUGGCAGCUGUGGCAAAUGCCCUUCCUGCUCCAAAUCUAGUCCUGAAGGAAUCAACUCCUAAAUCAACUCCUAAAUCAACUCCUGAAUCAACUCCCAAAUCAAGUCCUAAUUCUACUCCUAAAUCAACUCCUAAGUCAACUCCUAAGUCAACUCCUAAAUCAAAACCAAAAUCAAAAGCUAAAUCAAAACCUAAAUCAACUCGUACUUCAGAUAAAGGUGUAGAGGCGAUUGAACAUUUCAAUGUUGGCAAUGGUGAGAUUGUGGAAGUGAAGUGGUAUGCACAUCCUGGAAGUGAAGAUGUGUGGAAUACCGAUGACGAGAGUGAAACUGAGGAAUCGGACUCUGAGAGUAUUGAUGGCGGAGAGGAGAUUGGUACUAAUGUGUUUGUGACUUAUCAAACAGAAGGUAAAGAAACCAAAGAAAAUGUUGAGGAUGAAGACAUUAUUCAUUCCGAUGAGAAGCUUGAAACUGCUUUUGAAAGUAUACCCCAUUUUGACAGAGAUGGGGAUCAUAAUGAGAAAGUGUCAGCCACAAACGAGGAUAAGAAAAAUCCAUCUAUUGUCACAAAGUCACCUUCCAGUAACUACGUGAAAAGUGCGCCUGCACUACAAGAACCUCCUGCACUCCCAGAUGUGUCAGGAGUGUCUUCAUUAUUAGAAGCUCUUGAUUCUUUAUUCACAACUCAAAAGAAAAAGGAGAAUGCGCCAGAGAAAAAGCCAUUUGAUCCUCAAGAUUUGCUGACUAAAAUUAGGUAUAAUCCACAGUAUUUUGUUAAUAGUUCAUGGAUAAACGCAUAUGAGUGUUUGUCAUGUGAUCUUCAGCCAUUCCUACAAAGAUGGUCCAUGUCAGGCGAAUUCUUUACUACUUAAUGGUGGAACUAACACCUGACUGAUAAAGUAAAUAUUAUUUUGCUCCAAAGACUUUGCCCCUUAAUGAAGACUGUUUUCAGUUGUAUUAUGUAGAAACAUCUCUCCCAUUUCUUUUUCAAUGUCCUUACUGAGCAUAGAAGGUGCAUCUCUCCUGUGGUCAUUCAAGUACCAAAUUACCCAGUCUUUUUAAGUUUUUUUCCCCCCCACUGCCCCAUUUUAGAGGAAUAGCAUUUGCUAUGGUAGUUUAUGCAUGAAUUUUUUUUUUCAAUGACCCUGUUCUUUUUGCAUUUAGUUCAUUUGUGCAAGGUGCUUAGGGGUUGUUCUCUUGCCCUCCUCAUGCACUGUCUGAAAGGCAGGCAUGGUACCUAGUAGUAUGGCUGUGUUAGGAUCAAGUCUUCAGAAGAUUUCAGUGUGUGAUGAUAGCUUAAGGAAUUUACUGACAGCAUUUUGAAUGUUGAACAGCGUUUUGUUUCCUUUUUUUGUUUGUUUGUUUGUUUGCUUGAUUUGAAUGAAUUUUCUUUCUCCAAGUGAUCUUUGUUAUUUUGUGUGAAAGAAUGCAAUGUAACUCACAUGUUUUUCUGGUCUGUUAUUGUUGAAGCAUUUAAUUUAAUGAAUGUUAUUUUGAGUUGGUAAUGUGAAACAAAUUCUUAAAAUGCAUAUGAUAGAAAUAUUAUUUAUUUUUUGAGAGUUUUAUGUACAAAGCAUACUUGAGUUAUUUAUCAUUAUUGGUUAACUCUAUGUACAAAAUUUGUAAAUACAUAUAUAUUUACUUGCA